AUGGCGACACAAACGAUCAACAAGGAUGCGAUCAGCAACCUCUCCUUCGUCCUGAACAAGCCCGGCGACGUCACCUUUGAGGAGCGGCCCAAGCCGACCAUCGCGGACCCCAACGACGUCCUCGUCGCCGUCAACUACACGGGCAUCUGCGGCUCCGACGUGCACUACUGGGUGCACGGCGCCAUCGGCCACUUCGUGGUCAAGGACCCGAUGGUGCUGGGCCACGAGUCCGCCGGCACCGUCGUCGAGGUCGGCCCGGCCGUCAAGAGCCUCAAGCCCGGCGACCGCGUCGCCCUCGAGCCCGGCUACCCGUGCCGGCGGUGCUCCUUCUGCCGCGCCGGCAAGUACAACCUGUGCCCGGACAUGGUCUUCGCCGCCACGCCGCCGUACCACGGCACCCUGACGGGCCUGUGGGCGGCGCCGGCCGACUUCUGCUACAAGCUGCCGGACAACGUCUCGCUGCAGGAGGGCGCGCUGAUCGAGCCGCUGGCCGUGGCCGUCCACAUCGUCAAGCAGGCCCGCAUCCAGCCGGGCCAGUCCGUCGUCGUCAUGGGCGCGGGCCCCGUCGGCCUGCUGUGCGCCGCCGUGGCCAAGUCCUACGGCGCCACCAAGAUCGUCAGCGUCGACAUCGUGCAGUCCAAGCUGGACUUUGCGCGCGACUUCAGCUCGACGCACACGUACGUCUCCCAGCGCGUCUCGCCCGAGGAGAACGCAAGGGCCAUCAAGGAGCUGGCGGAGCUGCCCGGCGGCGCCGACGUCGUGAUUGACGCCAGCGGCGCGGAGCCGUCGAUCCAGACGAGCAUUCACGUCGUGCGCAUGGGCGGCACGUACGUCCAGGGCGGCAUGGGCAAGAGCGACAUCAACUUCCCGAUCAUGGCCAUGUGCCUCAAGGAGGUGACGGCCAGGGGAUCGUUCCGCUACGGCGCCGGAGACUACGAGCUUGCUGUCGAGCUGGUCCGGACGGGGCGGGUGGAUGUGAAGAAGCUGAUUACGGGCAUUGUCAGCUUCAAGCAGGCGGAGGAGGCGUUCCAGAAGGUCAAGUCUGGAGAGGCCAUCAAAAUUCUCAUUGCCGGACCCAACGAGAAGGUGUGA
This is a messenger RNA of Trichoderma citrinoviride, 1092 nucleotides long. RefSeq names its product xylitol dehydrogenase. Gene Ontology annotation, biological process: D-sorbitol catabolic process. Bases 1 to 1092 code for a protein of 363 amino acids. Lineage: Eukaryota; Fungi; Ascomycota; Sordariomycetes; Hypocreales; Hypocreaceae. The transcript is spliced from 2 exons. The record is from RefSeq and is a predicted model, not a curated record. Gene Ontology annotation, molecular function: L-iditol 2-dehydrogenase (NAD+) activity; zinc ion binding.